AGAUCCCACAUGCCACAACUAAGACCUGACACAGCCAAAUAAAUAAAUUAGGAUUGAAGCUGGCAAGAAGUAAGGGUGCUUGCUAAGCAAGGGUUGGUUGGGGCCCAAAAUGGGUUACAUAGUUACAAGGGGAGACCUUGAGACCUUAAGGUUGCAGCUGGCAGCUACUAGCAGAUAUUGUUUUGAGAACAGCUGGUAGUGUCCUUGAGUUUGAUACAGUUUAGAAAAUUCAGGUUCUCAGUGACGCAGGAACAUUUCUGAAACCACAUGCACAAUGGUUACCCGGUUCCAUUUUGGAUGCCCGAACCACAGUUUCAUAUCUUGUCAGAACAAAGAACAAAUAUCAAACAUGACGGGUGCAUUCCUUCAAGGUUUCAAAAGAGACAGAUUAGCACAUACACAGCGAGUCAGCAUGACCUUGGUGUCUGGGAAGGGACCCUUAUCUUCGAAGGAGUAAUAGCAUUGGCAUCAUGGGCAGGGUGGGGGGGGCAUUUAUCUCUGUCUUCAAAGUGGAGAUUGUGAACAAUAUGGUAAAUGCAUUCUUUUUUAAUGGUUAGAACAGAUGUACACCAUAUAAGUCAGAAUGACUUCCCCAUACCUCAACAGGCAAAAAUUUCCUCCAUCACUAUCUACUGUUACUAUCCCCAUUUAUAGAUUGGGAAAGUCAGGCACAGAGAGGAUAAGUAAUUUACCAAGGUCACCCAGCUAGUACGUGGUACAGCCAAGAUUACAUACCCAGGUAACUUGGCUUGAGAGUCGGCGGAUCUAACCACUAUUCCAGACCAUAAAUGAGGGCUGGAAAGAAACAAGAAGAAUGAAAGCCCAAGAUAGUAUGGUCCCUGAUGCCAGGGACUAGAGAGUUUCUGAUAGUGGGAAGCCUGGAAAUCCUGGUUGCCUGAGAGGAAGCCAUGGAAAAUAGAAAGUGGUAGCUGUUGUGUGUGGAGGGGAAGAGGGACAGAAUCUCUAGUUACUUUUGCAGGAGCAAUCUCAAUGGCUUUGUUGGCAGUUUGCCGCCUACAGUGUGUUAAGGUGAGGACUAGAGUCAGAGAUAGGAGGGCUUUCCUUCAAGUAGUUUAGCCUUGAAAGGGAGGGAAGAAUGGCAGCUGGAGUGGAGCAAGAGCCAGGGGCAGCCACUGCUUCUCCAAGCAAGUGCCUGGUGAUGUGGUCUUCGAUGUUUCUGAGAGAAAGGGCAUGUCCACCUGCCUGGUGCUCUGAGGAAGCUCUGCUUUAUACUGAAUUUUAGUGUCAAUCUUAUGCCAGCUCUGUAGUCAAGCUUUACAUCAGAGCAUGGGGGGGGGCACAACAGCAUCCUCACAGGACUGAAAGAUCUAGUCUUAUUUCUUAUGAUACAGAGCCUGUCAUCCUUUUUUUCUCCUUCCCCUAACUGCUUUGCUUGAAUGGAGGUAAGGGCGUGGUUGCUAACGGGUUAACUCGGGGACAACCACCGAGAGGUGCUUCCUAGAGAGCCCGGGAAGUGGCAUUGAUUCCCACCGAGGCUUCCUGUGCCCCAUCCUCAAUUUUUCUCCAGCAUCUGGAAUCUGUUCAUUCCACCAAGACAUCCUUUGGGGUUACUUAUUGUGGGAUUCGGGGUGGGGUGCAGAGGAGGACGCUGCAAAGGCACGGACUACAAGGGGCAAUCUGUGAAGUUGCGCCCCAGGGGUGUCCUGGGCCCCUGGACACGCGGAAGGGGACCACUGCAGUUUUACAGUAUAAUUGUGAUUUCCCACCUUUCAAGAAUUUUCCGAAGAAAUACAGCUCCCAGCUAGACUGAGGCCCAAGUACUGCCUUGGUCCAGGAUGGCUAGAGAAUCGAAGGAAAGCGCAGCCUUGGACGCCCAGUCUGCAGAGGACCGGACCGGGAUCCUGACCGUGAAGGUGGAGAAGGAGGAAGCCUCCGCCUUGGCUGCUGAGGCGGGCGCCCCAGGCAGCCCAGCUCCGGGCUCCGAGCACUCCCGCCAGCGCUUCCGAGGCUUCCGCUACCCGGAGGCUGAGGGGCCCCGCGAGGCUCUGAGCCGGCUCCGGGAGCUCUGCCGACUGUGGCUGCGGCCAGAGGUGCACACUAAGGAGCAGAUCCUGGAAGUGCUGGUGCUGGAGCAGUUCCUGACCAUCCUGCCGGGGGACCUGCAGAGCUGGGUGCGGAAGCAGCAUCCGGAGAGCGGGGAGGAGGUGGUGGUGCUCUUGGAGUAUUUGGAGAAGCAGUUGGAUGAGCCGAUGCCGCAGGUCCCAGGUGGUGACCAGGGGCAAGAACUGUUCUGUUGCAAGAUGGCAGUGUUGACACCAGCUCAGAGGUCACGAAAUACCCAGUUCCAGCCAAGAAAGGCUCCACUCAAGCAUGAAUCUCUGGGAUCCCACUCCUUACCAGACAGAAUUCUCCAGGUUCCUAGGCUUGCCUCUGGAGGGCGCUGCAGAGGAGAUGAAGUGGUAGCCGCCAGGCUUGCCCCAGAGUCCCAGGGGCUGCUGAAAAUGGAAGAUGUGGCCCUGACCCUCACUCCUGGAUGGACACAGCUGGAUUCAUCUCAGGUGAACUUCUACAGAGAUGAAAGGCAGGAGAACUGUGGCAGCCUGAUCUCCUUGGGUGAUGCAGUGCAGACGAAGAUCAGGGACCUGCCUCCAGACGAGGACCAUCCAGGACAAGAGUCUGGGCAGAUGCCAUGCCACCUGGGUGAAGCCAUUGGCCAGAUUCCUGCACGUGCAGAAGCUGGUGAUCAGGAGGGCAGGUUACAAAGAAAGCAGAAAAGUGCUGCAGGGAAUAGGCGGCAUUAUUGCCAUGAAUGUGGGAAGACUUUUGCUCAGAGUUCAGGCCUGACUAAGCACAGGAGAAUCCACACUGGGGAGAAACCCUAUGAAUGUGAGGAGUGUGGCAAGACCUUCAUCGGGAGCUCUGCCCUCGUCAUUCAUCAGAGAGUCCACACUGGGGAGAAACCAUAUGAGUGUGAGGAAUGUGGCAAAGUCUUCAGUCACAGUUCAAACCUUAUCAAACACCAGAGAACUCACACCGGGGAGAAGCCCUACGAGUGUGAUGACUGCGGGAAAACCUUUAGCCAGAGCUGCAGCCUCCUUGAACAUCGCAAGAUCCACACUGGGGAGAAGCCAUACCAGUGCAAUGUGUGCGGCAAAGCCUUUAGGCGCAAUUCACAUCUCCUGAGACAUCAGAGGAUCCACGGGGAUAAAAACGUUCAGAAUCCUGACCGUGGAGAGACCUGGGAGAGUCAGGGGAGGAUGGAAAGCCAGUGGGAAAAUGUUGAGGCUCCCGUGUCUUAUAAAUGUAAUGAGUGUGAGAGAAGUUUCACUAGGAAUAGAAGCCUUAUUGAGCACCAAAAAAUCCACACUGGUGAGAAACCCUAUCAGUGUGAUACAUGCGGAAAAGGCUUCACCCGAACUUCAUACCUUAUUCAACAUCAGAGAAGCCACGCUGGGAAAAAAAUUCUGUCUCCAUGACCCAUGUCUUAUAUGCCAGAGUUGCUCACUCCUCGUUGAACUGAAGCCACCCUGGAGCCCUUGCUGACUAGAAAAUUGUGAGCUGGGCUUUAUUUACUCGCACACGUCAUCAGGUGUUUGUUAGAAAUAGAGACUGGCUGAGGUGAAUUAUCUUCUACAUCUUAGAAGGUGAUUGAAAAAAAAAACAACUUGUUUGAUAAGAGGCUAUGGGAGAGUUGUCUAGAAGAGGUCAGACCUGAAAUGAUUCUCACCUUUUAGACUUAAAUGGGCUUCUAGACUGGCUAAUUAAUCACCCUCGGCCAGCACUUUAUGACGUCUCCUGGGUGGAUGGCUCUGAUUUGGGGGGCUGCUGCUCUGACUGUUCAUUUUGCCUAUAAUGAAUUCCUCACCAGUUGGUUGGAUCAAUGAUGUCUUAUACCCCCAUUGUGCCUUGCAUACAGGUGCUAUAAACAUUUAUUAAAUAUACCAGUGAAACGAC
Molecule: messenger RNA, 3915 nt
Organism: Aethalodelphis obliquidens (Pacific white-sided dolphin)
Lineage: Eukaryota; Metazoa; Chordata; Mammalia; Artiodactyla; Delphinidae
Product: zinc finger protein with KRAB and SCAN domains 4-like
Exons: 5
Coding region: 1797-3437 (546 amino acids)
Biological process (GO): regulation of transcription by RNA polymerase II
Molecular function (GO): DNA-binding transcription factor activity; RNA polymerase II cis-regulatory region sequence-specific DNA binding
Source: RefSeq, a predicted model, not a curated record